AUGACCAUUAUCCCCAAACACCCGUCUCCAACGCUUUUCAAGCCUCUGGCGCUAGGAAAAUGCCAGCUCCAGCAUCGAAUUGUCAUGUCGCCAACCACCCGAUAUAGAGCUGAUGAGGCUGCUGUGCCUCUGCCGUUUGUGAAAGAAUAUUACGCCCAGCGAGCAUCUGAUCCGGGGGCUCUGUUGAUUACUGAAGCGACGAAUAUUUGCCCAAACUCAGUUGGCGAAGCACAUAUCCCAGGGAUAUGGAGUAAGACACAAUGCGAAGCUUGGAGAGAGGUUGUUUCCCAGGUUCAUGCCAAAGAAUGUUAUAUCUUCUGCCAGAUUUAUGCUACCGGCCGAUCUGCCGACCCGGAAUUGCUCGCAUCCCGAGGGUUUGAACAGGUGUCGAGCAGUGCUGUUGCGGCAGAGCCAGGGUGCCAGCCCCCACGCGCGCUAGACGAAGAGGAGAUUCAGAAGUACAUCUCUGACUAUGCGCAAGCAGCACGAAAUGCCAUUGAGGUCGGGUUCGAUGGGGUGGAGAUCCACGGCGCCAACGGCUAUCUCAUCGACCAGUUCACGCAGGCCUCGUGCAACCAGCGGACCGACGAGUGGGGAGGAGACAUUCCGAAUCGAGCACGGUUCGCUCUCCAAGUUACCAUGGCGGUAAUUAAUGCAAUCGGUCCGGAUCGAGUUGGCAUGAAGCUUUCCCCGUGGAGCCAGUAUUCCGGAAUGGGUAUCAUGGGUGACCUGGUUCCCCAGUUUGAAUACCUCAUCCUGCAGCUUCGACAACUCGGCAUUGCGUACUUACACCUCGCCAACUCCCGGUGGUUGGACCAAAUGACGACUCACCCUGAUCCAAACCACCUCACCUUUGUCAAGGUAUGGGGGAGGUCCCUGCCAGUGAUCCUGGCGGGCGGAUAUGAUGCGACGUCGGCCCCAGAGGUGAUUGAAAUGGUGUAUGCAGACUAUGACAAUGUUGCUAUUGGAUUUGGGAGAUACUUCACCUCCACGCCCGAUCUCCCUUUUCGGAUGAAGAAUGGCAUCGCCCUACAGAAAUACGAUCGCUCCUCAUUCUAUACGUGUCUCACGAAAACUGGCUACCUGGAUUACCCGUAUAGUCCUGAGUAUCUGUGCCGGAGCAGUUGA
Penicillium roqueforti is the source of this 1128-nucleotide messenger RNA. RefSeq names its product chanoclavine-I aldehyde reductase easA (gene fgaOx3). The coding region runs from base 1 to 1128 and encodes 375 amino acids. Gene Ontology annotation, molecular function: FMN binding; NADPH dehydrogenase activity. The transcript has a single exon. The record is from RefSeq and is a predicted model, not a curated record. NCBI's taxonomy places the organism in Eukaryota, Fungi, Ascomycota, Eurotiomycetes, Eurotiales, Aspergillaceae.